This is a messenger RNA of Nymphaea colorata (pocket water lily), 1488 nucleotides long. RefSeq names its product metacaspase-5-like. The record is from RefSeq and is a predicted model, not a curated record. Gene Ontology annotation, biological process: proteolysis. NCBI's taxonomy places the organism in Eukaryota, Viridiplantae, Streptophyta, Magnoliopsida, Nymphaeales, Nymphaeaceae. The transcript is spliced from 2 exons. The coding region runs from base 70 to 1317 and encodes 415 amino acids. Gene Ontology annotation, molecular function: cysteine-type endopeptidase activity.
UCCGUUCAUAGAUAGAGGGAGGAGCAGGAUUGCCGAGAGAGAGAGAGAGAGAGAGAGAGAGAGAGAGAGAUGGUGAAGAAGGCAGUUCUGGUAGGGAUCAACUACCCAGGCACAAAGGCGGAGUUAAAGGGAUGCGUCAAUGAUGUGAGGAGGAUGCAGAGGUGCCUCGUGGAGCGCUAUGGCUUCGAUGAAGACGACAUCACCAUCCUCAUCGAUACCGAUCCCUCCUCCAAGCAGCCCACUGGAGUUAACAUUCGGCAAGCCAUCACCAACCUCAUCCGGAAAGCUAAACCAGGGGACGUCCUCUUCUUCCACUACAGCGGCCACGGCACCCGGCUCCCGGCCGAGACUGGCGAGGACGAUGACACCGGCUACGACGAAUGCAUCGUCCCCUGUGACAUGAACCUCAUCACUGAUGAUGAUUUCAGGAGUUUCGUGGACGAGCUUCCAGAGGGCUGCCGUUUAACCAUCGUGUCUGAUUCGUGCCACAGUGGAGGCCUUGUGGAGCACACCAAGGAGCAGAUCGGCGAAAGCACAGGCGCCCGCAAGAGGGAGAGUCCAGAGGAGGGGUCGGGCUCCUUGGGCUUCGGCUUCAAAGAAUUCCUGCACCACAAGGUGAAUGACGCCUUGGAGUCACGGGGCAUUCACCUUCCUUCCGACCACCAUCAUAGGCAUGAGCGGUAUGAAGAGGACGUCAAGACAGAGUACGUCGGCCAUGGACACAUCAAAAGCAAGUCUCUGCCGCUUUCGACGCUGAUAGAGAUCCUCAAGCAGAAGACUGGGAAGGACGAUAUUGAUGUCGGCAAGCUGAGACCGGCAUUGUUUGACAUCUUUGGGGAGGAUGCCAGUCCCAAAGUGAAGAAGUUCAUGAAGGUACUUCUUGACAAGCUUCAAUCGAGUGAGGGCGGUGGUGGUUUUAUGAACAUUGUGGGGGGCCUGGCACAGCAAUUCCUGCAGCAUAAGCUUGAUGAAACUAAUGGUGAUUAUGUAAAGCCUGUAGUUGAAGAACAGGUCUACAGCAGCCAAGAAGUGUACGCAGGUUCCAAUAAGAAGGCGCUGCCGCAUAUGGGCAUUCUCAUCAGCGGAUGCCAAACUCACGAGACCUCUGCCGAUGCCAAUCCAUCCGGUCGCUCCAGCGAAGCUUAUGGAGCGCUGAGCAAUGCCAUCCAGACUAUUCUUGCGGAGACAUCAGGUCCAAUCACAAACCAGGAAUUGGUGUUAAAAACCAGAAAGAUGCUCUCUAGACAAGGAUUCUCACAGCAUCCCGGUCUCUACUGCAGUGACAUGCACGCCGACGCCCCUUUCAUAUGCGAUUGAUUGAUUAAGUGUAUGGCUGAAGGUCAGCAAAUAAUGCAUGGAAAGCAUACAAGAGUGUGUUUGUUUUCUUCUUCCUCUUCUUUGUAUUUUCUUGGGUCUUUUUUGUGUGCCUGUGCUUACCAGCUUGCCUUGCUCUGAUGAAUAAAUCAACCAAAGACAGCGUGAAUACCA